AUGGAGAGUGCCGAGAGGGACUCCCAGGAUCCCCAGCGGCCGGUGGUGGUCACGGCGGGGGGGGCCAGCUCCGGGCCGGGCGGGGGUCUCGGCGGCCUCCAGGUGCUCACCGGCUCCGUGCUGUCCGUCCUGAUUGUCUCCACCCUCCUGGGCAACGCGCUGGUGUGCGCCGCGGUGGUGAAGUUCCGCCACCUGCGCUCCAAGGUCACCAACGCCUUCGUGGUGUCGCUGGCGGUGUCCGACCUGUGCGUGGCCGUGCUGGUGAUGCCCUGGAGGGCGGUGUCCCAGGUCGCCGGCGUCUGGCUCUUCGGACGCUUCUGCGACACGUGGGUGGCGUUUGACAUCAUGUGCUCCACGGCGUCCAUCCUCAACCUGUGCAUCAUCAGCAUGGACCGCUACUGGGCCAUCGCCAGCCCCUUCAAGUACGAGCGCCGGAUGACGCGCAGGUUCGUCUUU
Molecule: messenger RNA, 456 nt
Organism: Etheostoma cragini (Arkansas darter)
Lineage: Eukaryota; Metazoa; Chordata; Actinopteri; Perciformes; Percidae
Product: D(5)-like dopamine receptor
Exons: 1
Biological process (GO): adenylate cyclase-activating adrenergic receptor signaling pathway
Cellular component (GO): membrane
Molecular function (GO): G protein-coupled receptor activity
Source: RefSeq, a predicted model, not a curated record